This is a messenger RNA of Triticum turgidum subsp. durum (durum wheat), 2193 nucleotides long. The record is from the annotation of a GenBank genome assembly. Lineage: Eukaryota; Viridiplantae; Streptophyta; Magnoliopsida; Poales; Poaceae.
AUGGCGCGGCACUUCGCGGCGGCGGGGGCGGGGGCGGGGGCGGUGCAGCGGUACUACUGCGGCGGCGCGUGCGACGGGCGGGACGACGGCGCGGUGCAGGCGAUGCUGCAGUGCCAGCGGGUGAGCGACUUCCUCAUCGCGGCCUCCUACCUCUCCAUCCCGCUCGAGCUGCUCUACUUCGCCUCCUGCGCCGACCUCGCGCCGCUCAAGUGGCUGCUGCUGCAGCUGGCCGCCUUCGCCGUGCUCGGCGGCGCCACCCACCUGCUCGCCGUCUUCUCCCUCGCCCACCCGCACUCCUCGGGCCUCCUCCUCGCCUCCACCGCCGCCAAGCUCCUCGCCGCGCUCGUCUCCUUCGCCACCGCCGUCUCCCUCGUCGCGCUCAUCCCGCGCCUCAUCCGCGCCAAGCUCCGGGAGGCGUUCCUGCGGGCCAAGGCGCGCCAGCUCGACCGCGACCUCGGCCUCAUCCGCCGCCGCGUCGAGGCCACCUCCCGCGUCGUCCGCAUGCUCACCCACCGCAUCCGCAGCUCCCCGCUCGACGCGCACUCCAUCCUCCACACCACCAUGCUCCACCUCGCCGACGCCCUCGAGCUCCACAGCUGCGCCGUCUGGAUGCCCGGCCGCGACGCCGGCGACGACCUCCACCUGGUGCACCAGCUCAGCCUCAGGGGCAAGGGCCCCGUCCGCGUCGUGCUCGGCUCGCAGGCUCCCAUCUCCCCGGGUGACCCGGACGUGAUCGACGUAAUGGCAAGCGAGGCCGCCAAGGUGCUCAGGCCAGGCUCGGAGCUCGCGACGGCGAGCAGCGGCGAGCUCCAGCCGCCGGGUGCCGUGGCUGCCAUACGGAUCCCCAUGCUCGAGGUCUCCAACUUCGACGGAGGAAAGACACCGGUGGCGAGCUCAUAUGCCAUACUGGUGUUGGCUCUUCGCAGCAAGGCAUCAGGCUCCGGUUCCAGAGAGUGGAGCGGCCAUGACCUGGAGGUUGUGCAGGUUAUCGCCGACCAGGUCGCCGUGGCGCUCUCUCACGCGGCGGUCCUAGAGGAGUGGCAGGCCAUGAGCGACAGGCUUGCCGAGCAGAACAGGGCCUUGCUGCACGCCAAGCAGGACGCGAUGAUGGCGACCGAGGGCAUCAACAGCAUCCAGAGCGCCAUGUGCGACGGCAUGCGAAGGCCGAUGUACUCCAUCAUCGGCCUGCUCUCCAUGGUGCGGCAGGCGGAGGACAUGCGCCCCGAGCAGAGGCUCGUGGCCGACGCCAUUGCCAGGACGAGCACCCUGUCGCUGGCACUGAUGAACGACGUCGACACGGAGACGUUGACGGUGAACCGCAUGCCGUUCGACCUGCGCUCCUUGAUGAGGGAGGCCAUGAGCGUCGCCGGGUGCCUGGCCAGCUGCGGCGGGGCUGGUUUCUCGUACCAGCUGGAGAACGCCUUGCCUGAGUGGGUCGUUGGCGACGAGACGAGGGUCUUCCAUCACCUGCUGCAAAUGGCGGGUGAUGUGCUCGGUCAGCGGCGCGAUGGAGCAGGGCGUCUCUCAUUCUCCAUCAAGAGCUGCAGUGCGGACCAAAAGGAUUGCAUCCCGGUGUGCCCAAAUCUGUCUGCAGGUUGUAGCAUAUGCGUUGAGUUUCAGGUUGCCAUGGAAAGAUCAACUGGAUGCAGCCAGCCACCCAGCAGCCCGGCCAGCUCUCAGAUCAACAUGUGCAAGAAGAUUGUGCAGAUGAUGAACGGUACCAUGCGGUCGGCAUCGGAUGGCGAAAGCAUCACCCUCAUCCUGCACUUCCAGCUGCAGCAAUCACGCGUGUGCCGAAGAACGUCGUCGUCCAUCCCUCACUUCAACGGCCUGAGGAUCCUGCUCACAGAUGGCGACGGCAUGAGCCGGGCGGUGACCCAGAAGCUCCUCGAGCAGCUCGGCUGCCAGGUCAUAUCGGUGUCGUCAGGCGCCCAUUGCCUGGCCUUGCUGGGGAGCGCCGGCUCCUCCUUCCAGCUCCUCCUCCUGGACCUUGACAUGGAUGCAUUUGAGGUGGCACUCCAGAUCAGGGGGCUCAAGAACAGGCGCUGGCUCCUUAUAGUUGCUGCUCUCGCCGUGACCGUCGACGACAACAUCCGUGAGAUGUGCCGCCACUCGGGGAUAAACGGCCUGAUCCAGAAACCCCUUACACUGACGGCGCUGGGAGCUCAGCUCCACAGAGUCCUUCGGAACUGA